Nicotiana tabacum (common tobacco) is the source of this 525-nucleotide messenger RNA. RefSeq names its product secreted RxLR effector protein 78-like. The record is from RefSeq and is a predicted model, not a curated record. NCBI's taxonomy places the organism in Eukaryota, Viridiplantae, Streptophyta, Magnoliopsida, Solanales, Solanaceae.
AUGCCUAGGCGUUCGACUACAGAAGCGAUUCAUCUGGUUAGGAGAUUAGUGGAGGAGUAUAGGGAGAGGAAGAAGGACUUGCAUAUUGUGUUUAUUGACCUUGAGAAAGCGUAUGAUAAAGUACCGAGGGAGGUCAUGUGGAGGUAUGUGAAGGCUAGUGGCAUUCCGGUAGAGUACAUUAGGGUGAUUAAGGAUAUGUAUGAUGAUGCUAAGAGUCAUGUGAGGACUGUGGGUGGGGACUCGGAACAUUUCCCUGUGAUAUUUAGAAUGAUGUUGGUACUGUAUGUAUCACCUGAUAAUGGUGCAGAUUUCAGAACGCGCAUUGUGUUUGAGUUGCAGGUGCUUAACUGGAAUAUUGGAAAUUUUGACUCUAAUGAAGAAAUCCAACUAAAAAAAGAGGUGUUCCGGCUCACAAGGCAAGAAACAGCGCAACAUACCAGAAGUGCAAUCCGCAGAAGUAUUUCUACGGCCGUAAAAGAAAGUGCUGACCGCAAAAUUCUUUCUGUGACUGCAAAUCUUAUGUAG